CGCCAACCCUUUUCGAAGCCGCCCAACCAAAUCGAAAAAGGAGAGAGAGAGAGGCAAAGCCAACCCGGAGGCGAAGAAGGAAGAGGAGAAGGCGAAGAGGAGAGGGCGAAGAGGAGGCAUGGAGAAGGCCGCGCGGGUGGAGGAGCUGACUUCCGGCGCCAGCGGCCGUAUUAUCCCCGUCUUCAGGAACAUGAGGAGGUCCGUGCCGUCGCUGGCAUCGCUCCUACGCGUGGUCCUUUUGUUGCAUUCUCUCGCCACGUGGUUCCUCCUCCUUAUUCUCCGACGUAAUCCCAUCUCAUCUCGCACGGCGGCGGCGAGUUCUCCUCGGCGGAAGACGGUCAAGGGCCGGUGGUCGAUGGCCGCGGAGGAGGAGGACGUGCGGCGGCGGCGGGAGAUCGCCGAGGGGGUGGAGAUGGUUUCCCCGUCGGAGGAGAUGAUGUGGCGCGGGGAGACGUCCGUGUUCGAGGGAACGAGGAGAAGGGCGCUCUUCUGCCGAUCGUGGAUGCCGAUGUCGGGAGAUUUGAGGGGUAUAAUGUUGAUAAUACAUGGGCUUAAUGAACAUAGUGGAAGAUACGCUCACUUUGCUAAGCAACUAAUGGCAUGCAACUUUGGAGUAUAUGCAAUGGAUUGGAUAGGCCAUGGUGGGAGUGAUGGAUUGCAUGGAUAUGUACCUUCACUAGAUCAUGUUGUUGAAGACACAGGAAAAUUCCUAGAAAAGAUCAAAUCUCAGAAUCCUGAUACACCCUGUUUCCUUUUUGGUCACUCCACUGGUGGAGCAGUGGUUCUGAAGGCCGCUACUUUUCCUCAUAUUGAGGCUUUGGUGGAGGGGAUCAUAUUGACAUCUCCAGCUAUUCGUGUAAAGCCUGCUCAUCCAAUAGUUAGGACUAUGGCACCCUUCAUCUCUAUUGUACUGCCGAAAUUCCAAUUCAAGGGGGCUAACAAAAAGGGAAUCCCAGUAUCAAGAGACCCAGCAGCUAUGUUGGCCAAGUACUCAGAUCCUCUAGUUUACACUGGACCGAUCAGAGUUCGGACAGGCCAUGAGAUCCUACGCAUAACCUCUUAUCUGAUGCAAAAUCUCAAGUACAUCACCCUGCCUUUUUUGGUGCUGCAUGGGACUGCUGACCGGGUCACCGAUCCAUUGGCAUCGCAGGAUUUGUACAACCUUGCUUCGUCUAAACACAAGAAUAUAAAGCUCUAUGAGGGCUUCUUACAUGACCUUCUGUUUGAGCCAGAGCGUGAUGAAAUUGGAGCAGACAUAAUCAAUUGGAUGCUCAAGAGGCUGCAACAGAAGCAGUUGUAAUUAUGCUCGUUGUUCCUUGCCAGGUAUUUCGUUAAUUUGUAAAUAUAGUCUUUCAAUGCUUUGUUAUCCGACGAUUACGUUUCAACUCAACUUCUUGUCCAAAUAAUAUGAGCCAUAGACGGUUCUAUUGUUCGUUUUCUUUUA
Molecule: messenger RNA, 1444 nt
Organism: Zingiber officinale
Lineage: Eukaryota; Viridiplantae; Streptophyta; Magnoliopsida; Zingiberales; Zingiberaceae
Product: monoacylglycerol lipase-like
Exons: 7
Coding region: 119-1300 (393 amino acids)
Cellular component (GO): membrane
Molecular function (GO): lipase activity
Source: RefSeq, a predicted model, not a curated record